This is a messenger RNA of Pteropus alecto (black flying fox), 1194 nucleotides long. It is a transcript of the gene MPHOSPH6, whose product is annotated as M-phase phosphoprotein 6. NCBI's taxonomy places the organism in Eukaryota, Metazoa, Chordata, Mammalia, Chiroptera, Pteropodidae. Gene Ontology annotation, biological process: maturation of 5.8S rRNA. The transcript is spliced from 5 exons. Bases 184 to 654 code for a protein of 156 amino acids. The record is from RefSeq and is a predicted model, not a curated record.
ACAAGAAGAAUAAGAGACGUGGUCUACAUUCAGAAUCUCAGUCUUUUGGGAGACACAGAAGAAGCAUAAUGAACAAUAAGCCAGUGUUUAUAAAGCUGUUGUAGAAGCAAGAAAGACUACCAAAGAACAUGUGCUCUGGGCCUUCACGAAUUAAUAUUUUGACAGGCAGAAAAUGGAAGCAUAAUGUUGAGUAGCAGACACAGAAGAACUGGGAAGCAUGGGUUUAUGCAAAGGGGCCUGGACUCGGAAACCAAGAAACAACUAGAAGAAGAAGAAAAGAAAAUCAUUAGUGAAGAGCACUGGUACUUGGAUUUGCCAGAGCUUAAAGAGAAAGAGAGUUUCAUAAUAGAAGAGCAGAGUUUCUUAUUAUGUGAAGAUCUUCUUUAUGGUAGAAUGUCGUUCAGAGGAUUUAAUCCUGAAGUUGAGAAAUUAAUGCUUCAGAUGAAUGCUAAGAACAAAGCAGAAGAAGUUGAAGAUGAAACAGUGGAGCUCGAUGUGUCAGAUGAAGAAAUGGCUAGAAGAUACGAAACCUUGGUGGGGACAAUUGGAAAAAAGUUUGCCAAAAAAAGAGACCGCGCCAAUUAUGAAGAGGAUGAAAAUGGAGACAUAAAACCAAAUAAAGCAAAGAAGACAUUCUUAAAGCCCCAAGAUUAAAAUGGAUGCCUUAAGAUAUGGCUCAGGGAUGCCUUGUGAGAGUUAACAUUUUUCGAAACUCAUUCCAAUGGUUUCUGAUAUUGUAAUGUUCACUUGUAAAGAAAUGUAUAAUUUUGUAAACAGGCUGUUUUUAAAACAGGUGUAUGAUGGAUGUUAUACAUCCUUUGCUUAGUGGUAUUCAUCAAGAGUGGAUUUUUAGCUUUGAUCUUCAGAUGUACAUAGGUACAUGGUUGCUUCCUAAAGAUUUUUGGCCUCGGGUUUUUUCCAGUCACUGACCUUGAUUUGACUGAUAAAUUAAUACCAGUGUUUAAAUUGUUUUUAUGUUUACAUUUUACUUGAUACUAUUAAUCACGUCAAGCCAAUUCACACAUACAUUUUUGGAAUCAAAUGUUAUGAGAAUUUAUUGUAUUUAAAUUCAUCAAGAACAAACACGUCCAGCUUGAAGUACUUGCAUAUUAACAAGUCAUUGUCAAUUUGUGGAAUUAUGAUUUUUUUUUAUUUAAAGUCUUUAAUAAAAAAAUAAUAAUUAUUCUGUUUUCA